Molecule: messenger RNA, 969 nt
Organism: Salvia hispanica
Lineage: Eukaryota; Viridiplantae; Streptophyta; Magnoliopsida; Lamiales; Lamiaceae
Source: RefSeq, a predicted model, not a curated record
UCUUCUUUUCUGGUUGUAUGCAUUAACAAUACCUUUUCAUUUUAUUUCAAUUUCCUUUCCGAAAUUUCAAAAUCAUGGAGAUAGAUUUUCUGGGCCUGAAUUCCUCCAAGUACAAAUUGGAGCAAGCAAAUCUCAAGAAUCCAUACUUAGAUUCCGCUAGAGGAGUUGAAACGUCUUUGUCUCUCAGUACAAGUUCUUCCUUCAAUUUCUCCGAUUUACAGAAGAAGAAAUGGGAAUUUGCAAGUAAAGAAGAUGAGAUGCGAUCUUCUUCGUGCAGAGGCGAUACAAUUUGUGGGGUGGAUAAAUCUCACGUGACAGAACAACCUAGCCUACUUCUGGUGGCGCCGCCGGCUUUCCGCCAAGCCUCCGGCGGCCCCAAUUUAAGGAACUUGUCUCUAUUAGCUGAAACUAAUGGAUAUAAUAAUGGAAAUGCAUCCAACGGCAUAUCUGAUGGAGGUCAUACUCCAACGGUGGCGAUGGCCCGACGAGCAACCUUGGCCAGAUUCUUGGAGAAGCGAUUGCACAGAAUGAAUCAAGCAAGGACAUCUCAUCUGAUGGGGAAAUCACUGGGUUUAACCAACUCUGAAGCGUGUGAGACGACGAUUACCAGAAACAGCAACAAGAAGAGCAAUGACCCGAAACGAAGAUGAUGAUGAUGAUGAUGAUGAUGAUGAUGAUGAUGAUAAUGAAGAUCAGGUAAAAAACCUUACAAAAUGUCAGCAAUGAUAACUACGGUAUGCCAAAGAAUAAUCCAGCGACGCUUGCAACAGGUUAUUGGACACAAUGCAGAAAUAAUAAACCAAUUAUAGCUAUCUACAUCUUCAUUCACAUAGAUGGUUUGCAUAUGGAGUAGAGUAAGUAAUAGUAAUACCAAUUAUAGCAAGGACUUGUUGAAGACCUCCAAUAAUUGAUUACUAUUUAUUGUUGUAUAAUGUAUUGUUUAUAUAUUCAUUAUCAUUCAUAUUCUUA